Molecule: messenger RNA, 768 nt
Organism: Hansenula ciferrii
Lineage: Eukaryota; Fungi; Ascomycota; Saccharomycetes; Phaffomycetales; Wickerhamomycetaceae
Exons: 1
Coding region: 1-768 (255 amino acids)
Molecular function (GO): RNA binding
Source: RefSeq, a predicted model, not a curated record
AUGGCUGUCAAAAAGUCAAACAAGAAGAACUCUGUGAAUGGUGGUAAUGAAUUAGCUCAAAGAUUAGGUGCUGUUGCUGCUCCAAAGAAAACCAAAGUAAAUAAAUCAAAUGGUGGAUCAAUUAAAGGUAAUAAUAAGAAAACUAAUAAAAAAGAACCAAUAAAUCCAUUAUUAGCUCGUAUUGAUGCGUUACAGAAAGUUCAUAAUGGUCAAUCAAAGAAUAAUAACUCAAGUAUACUUGAUAAUCCAUUAGCCCAAAGAAUACGAAUUGUUGAUUCCAAACAAAAUAGACCAAAAGGUCCAUCAUCUAAAGUUAAAUUUACUGCAGCAUCUAUUUCAAAACAAACACAAGCGUUACAAUCAUCAAGAUUGAAAAAGCAAAAUAAAAUCACUAAAGAACUACCCAAAAAGAAUAAAAAAUCAUCAAAUCAAAUACGGAAUCCAACUAUUUUAAAAAUUAAAAAUGCAUCAAAUCCAAAAUUCUUAAAGAUUAAAAACUUGGAAUAUGGUACAAGUAUAAAUGAUCUGAGAACAGUUUUAGAAUCAAUAGGUAAAACUAAGUUAAUUAGAAUUAAUGAUUUAGAAUCUGGUUCUUCAAUGGCAGAAGUUGCAUUUAGUUCAGAAUCUAUUUUAGAAACUGCUCAUAUUCAAUUAAAUGGUGCUUUAGCUGAUGGUCGUAAAUUAAGAACUGAAAUAUCAAAUGAAAGUGAGAUUCCUACUCAAGUUAAUCAUAAUAAUGGACCAAGAGUUUAUAAAUCAAAAAAUUAA